Pezoporus occidentalis (night parrot) is the source of this 2350-nucleotide messenger RNA. RefSeq lists its product as uncharacterized. The transcript is spliced from 5 exons. NCBI's taxonomy places the organism in Eukaryota, Metazoa, Chordata, Aves, Psittaciformes, Psittacidae. The coding region runs from base 898 to 1458 and encodes 186 amino acids. The record is from RefSeq and is a predicted model, not a curated record.
ACUUUGAGCGCCAUCUCCCACCUUUCCCACCUUCCCUUCCUUUUCCUCCCUUUAAGCAAUUAGAAAUAGUGGAAUUUCCUUCAGGCACUAGUUAUUUCACUGCCUCCUUGCCUCCAGCACAGGCUAAGGGCACGUUAAGCUUUCUUUGCAUCCCAAAUUGCCACCAAACCUUGCCCCUUAUCUACUCCUCCCACCCUUGGAAGCACAACAGCGCUGAGCUGAACCCAGCUCUUGUCCCUUUUAAGCAGCAGCAUGUGAGGGUGUUCGAUGGCUGGAGACUCGGUGGUGGUGACCAGCAAACAGGGGAAAGAAUGAGAUUUAUAGAGAUGAUUAUGCAAAGGAAGUAGUGGCCCUUUUUUCCCCCCUUUCUCCUCAUCUUGUGCAAAUUACCCUAUUAUUCUGCUCCCUUAGGAUGCCUGAGUGUCCUUAUUUCUUCUUUUGAGCUAAAGUCAUCCAUGCAUUAAAUUAGUUCUCUGCCUAGAAAUAGCUUGAUUACCUUCUCCAAGCUACAGUUAAUGUGGUGUUCUCUGAGAGUUUGAAAAAGGGGGCAAAAAUGGGAGUGCAAGGAAGGAGCAGGGGCAGGAUGGAGCCUGGUAGAAGAUGGAUUUGCCUCCAGUAUGAGGUGCUGUGGGGCAGGAGAGGGGACACUGGCUGUCACCUGCAUAGUGUGACCGGAGGGAUCAGUCCCCUAUUCCCUGGAAGCAGUCACCUUUCACAAGGACCUGUGGAAUGGUGGGGCUGGACUUGGUGGCCCACUCGAUCCUGUCCAUCUCUUCCCACAGCACUGGGUGGAUAAUGGUAUUUAAACUCCUGGCUCGCUCCGAAUUGUGUCUCGAUUUCUUGUCUCUUCCAUGUUGAUGCUGUGUGGAGCUCUAACCAAAGGGAAGGAGGAAGACCAUGGUGGGAUGCCCCAUCCCAGCGUCGAGGGUCAGUCAAGAAAACUGCCAGAGCUCAGGAUGUCCCAGGAUCCCUCAAGAUCCCCGAUUUUCUUCCUUACCAGAAGUUGACCCCCCUCCUGCUUCCGAGGGAAUGGGGAAGCGGCCGUUGGAGGCUUCAUGGCUAAAGUUAUUUAUAGAGAUUAAUGGCUGUGGCUCUGGGUGCCUCCAGGAACGGAGUCACCAUAUGCUCCUGCUUCUCAGCACACACAUGUUCACCUUGCACGCACCUACGCGCUGCUGCUCACUGCUGCUUGUGGAGGUGCUUUCUCUAUCCAGUGGAGGAUGGAGGAUCCAUCACCUCACCUUGCCCAAACCCAGGCAGGACGCAGCGAUGAAGCCACCCCAGGGGACACCCAGACCUGGUUUCAUGGUGACUCCAGUCCUGGAAAACCAUUCCAGAUCCCAGUUCAUGCUGCAGCAGCUCCAGGACCACCAUCACCUCUCACUACCUGAUGCAGAAGCCUCCAGCAGGGCCAGCAGGCAGCAUGGGCUGCAGCCUCACACCGAGUCCUCUCUUUAAGGUCCAACAUCAAGUAUCCAGAGGGGAAAAACCACCCUGGCGAUGAGGGGAAGUGCAAACCAGGUUGUGAUGCUGCAGGAGAAGGCACAGGCAUGCCCAUGGUGAGAUCUCCACGUGCUGCAGAGCUGAUGCUUUUCUAAGGUCAGUUUAUAAUUGAGUUAGAUGUUGUCUCUGUCUCUGUUCAUAAAAACUAUUCUUGGACAGGCCUCUGAAGCUGAAACUGCCAUAAAUGCUAUGUUACAUCUUUAAACAAAUCAGUCAAGUGCAGAGCAGGCCACAGAGUUAGGGAUACGCUUAAAUCUGGAGUCAGUGAGGCAGAAGGACCUGCUUGAAGUUAAGCAUGAGCUUAACUGCUCUUUGGGAUGGCCCAAGUUUGCUGAAUCCAGCCCUGCAGAGAGCUUUUUUAAUCUAGUUUGUUGCACAUUGUGUGUAACAGGCAACUUCUUUCCUCUGAACCAACAAGUAAUUAUUAGCAAUGUUCUUUAGCAGUAGCAUAAGAGACACCGGUGGUGCUCUGCGGUGGUGUCUGUUCCAGCUGUACUUGCAAGGUCACUGGCAUUUUGCUCCCUAUAUAUAAGUGGUCAACUAAGGCAGAACGGGGGCUGCGGUUCAGACACCUCUUUUAGAGCCAUCUCCCACAGAGGUGUGUUGGAGUGGGACCAACACAGCAGCCAGAAACCCAAGAGGGGCCAGAGCAUCAUCCCUCUCCUCCAUCGCUUGUCCUGCACUCCUGGGCUGCUCCUGUUGGUAACUCCAGCAGUGUCCCAGGUCUGAGGGCAGUGUUGUGGUGUUGUCUGGGGAUGCUCAGGCAGCAGGGGUGUAGCAGAGCCAAUGUCCCACCUGGGGCUGCAAUGACAGCCUCAUCCUUCACCACUGGGGAUGUUCAUCCUCA